AAAACCCUUCGUACAUUUUCUUCUCCAAUCUUUUUCAUACACCACAACAAUGUCUGGCACUGGUCGUGAAACAGAGAGCGAGGCAUCCUUGCGUCACAGAGUGGCUGUCACCACGGCUGCAGAUGUGUCGUCUGAAUCAUCGUCAAUCCCAACCGACCAAACCCUUGAGAAGAAGGAUCUUGAUAAAAAGGCCCGUACUGAUGAGUCUCAAGAUUUCACCACUUCAUUGAAGGCUGUUGAAGCUUGGGCAGCACCUAUCGCCCUUACUGCCUUGUCCUUUUUUGUUCGUUUGUACAAAAUCAGCGCUAAUAACGCUGUCGUUUGGGAUGAAGCUCAUUUUGGUAAGUUUGGUUCUUAUUACUUAAGACAUGAAUUCUAUCACGAUGUUCAUCCUCCAUUAGGUAAGAUGCUCAUUGGGUUCUCCGGCUAUCUUGCUGGUUACAAUGGAUCCUGGGACUUCCCAUCUGGUGAAACUUACCCAGAUUACAUUGACUAUACUAAGAUGAGAGUGUUCCAUGCCAUCUUUUCUGCAUUGUGUGUUCCAUUAGCUUAUUUCUCCGCUAAGGAAAUUGGGUUCUCUAUCCCAUCCGUUUGGCUUUUUGCCUUGAUGGUAGCCUUGGAAUCUUCUUAUGUUACCCUUGGUAAGUUUAUCUUGUUAGAUUCAAUGUUGUUAUUCUUCACUGUUGCUACUGUUUUCUGUUUCUCAAGAUUUAACAACUAUAACUCUGAUCCAAAGACCAAAAACUUCCAUCGUAAAUGGUGGAAAUGGUUGUUACUCACUGGUUUCUCUAUUGGUUGCACUUGUUCUGUCAAGAUGGUUGGUCUUUUCGUCACCACUCUUGUUGGAAUUUACACUAUUGUUGAUCUUUGGAAUAAAUUUGGUGACCGUACCAUUCUGUGGAAGAAUUAUAUCUGUCAUUGGGCUGCCAGAAUUGUUGCCCUUAUUAUUGUCCCAACUUUAAUCUUUUUACUUUCCUUUAAAAUGCAUUUUGAUUUAUUAUAUAAAUCAGGUACUGGUGAUGCUAACAUGUCAUCUCUUUUCCAAGCUAAUUUGGUAGGUUCUGAUGUUGUUGGUGGAUCUCGUGAAGUUACCAUUGCCCAUUCAUCUGUCACUUUAAAGAAUCAAGGUCUUACCGGUGGUCUUCUUCAUUCCCAUAUUCAAGGUUAUCCAGAAGGUUCUAAGCAACAACAAGUUACCACUUAUUCUCACAAGGAUUCUAACAAUAACUGGGUUUUCCAAAGACCAAGAGGUCAAGAUUUCUAUAACCCAGAUAUUUCUGAAGAUUUGGAAUUUGUUAUUGAUGGUAUGACAGUUCGUUUAAUGCAUCCAAUGACUGGUCGUAACUUACAUACUCAUGAUGUUCAAGCUCCAGUCACUAAGUCUGAAUUCGAAGUUGCUGGUUACGGUAACAUGACCAUUGGUGAUGCUAAGGAUAACUGGGUUGUUGAAAUUAUGGAACAAUCUGGUUCUGAAGAUAAACUCAAGUUACAUCCUUUAACCUCCUCUUUUAGAUUGUUUAACCCAUCUAUGAAUUGUUACUUGGGUGUUUCUGGUUCAUCCUUGCCACAAUGGGGUUUCAGACAAGGUGAAGUUGCUUGUUUCAAGAAUCCAUUUGCCAAGGAUAAGAGAUGUUGGUGGAAUAUUGAAAACAAUGAAAACAGAUUGUUACCACCAGCACCUGAAGAUUUCAAGCUUCCAAAGACAAAGUUUAUCCGUGACUUUAUUCAAUUGAACUUGGCUAUGAUGGCUACCAACAAUGCUUUGAUCCCAGAUUUUGAAAAGCAAGAUGAUUUAGCUUCAAGUGCCUGGGAAUGGCCAACUUUGCAUGUUGGUAUUCGUAUGUGUACUUGGGGUGUGAACAAUGUCAAGUACUUUAUGAUUGGAUCACCAGCUACUACCUGGCCAUCAACUGCUGCAGUACUUGCCUUUUUCUUUAUUGUCAUCUUUUAUGUCGUUAGAUGGCAAAGACAAUACGUUGACUUCCCAUCCUCUGACCCUAACAAGUUGAAGGUUUUCCUUAUGGGAGGUAUCUAUCCAAUGUUUGGAUGGGGUUUACACUUUUUACCAUUUGUUAUUAUGGGCCGUGUCACCUAUGUCCAUCAUUAUGUCCCUGCUUUAUACUUUGCCAUGAUUAUCUUUGUGUAUGAAUUGGAAAGUUUUACUUCUUGUUUACAAAAAUCUAAGAACUCUUUAGCCAAGGUUGCUUACUAUGCCAUUUACGCAUCUUGGUACUUCAUUGUUAUUGGUACUUUCUAUUACUUGAGACAUAUUAGUUUUGGUAUGGAAGGUCCAAAGGAAGAUUGGAGUCAUCUUGAUUUGUUACCAUCUUGGAGAAUUUCCAAUGACAAUUACGUUUAAGGAACAAAUCAAAACCUUAAAAAGAAACUUACUAAGAAACAUUUUCUUUAAAAAGAAAUGAUAAGAGAGAGAUUGCUUGAUAUUUCUUU
[Candida] anglica is the source of this 2448-nucleotide messenger RNA. The record is from the annotation of a GenBank genome assembly. Lineage: Eukaryota; Fungi; Ascomycota; Pichiomycetes; Serinales; Debaryomycetaceae.